Molecule: messenger RNA, 1689 nt
Organism: Candidozyma auris
Lineage: Eukaryota; Fungi; Ascomycota; Pichiomycetes; Serinales; Metschnikowiaceae
Exons: 1
Coding region: 1-1689 (562 amino acids)
Cellular component (GO): cytoplasm
Molecular function (GO): phosphoprotein phosphatase activity
Source: RefSeq, a predicted model, not a curated record
AUGUCCAUCAAGUCGACGUUGGGCUCGCUAGUGCGCAACCGCAAGGUGCUUUUCCUUUUGUUUGUGGGGCUCUUCUUCACUGUCUCUGUCCACACAUUACACGGCCAGGGCAUCACCGUCCAGUACAAGGAGAUUCUGCCUCACAACCAGGUACUCACGUACGCUCCCAUUUCCCAGACGAUCGCUGAUAACUACUUAGUCACCGAUGUCCAGAUCCGCAAGUGCAUGAAGGGCUUUUCGUGUCUGGCGCCCAAGCCGUCCUCAUCUAAGAGUACGUGGCACAAGAUCGACACCAAGUUGAACUUACACGAGAUUUCCUUUUCUUCUUACAAUUACUAUAUGUAUGUGGAGAAGACCCACGGGCCAGACGCGUCUGUUUUCGUCACCGACGUGCAAUUCAACCCGAGUGACAAGGCUCCCAACGACAAAAACAAGUGGAAAAAGCACAAGGUCACCAGCAACCUUUACGUAUGGAUCAACUACAUGGAGCAACCAGACUUUGAGACUCCUUAUAUUCGUGAUGUCAACUUGCUUUUUGGAACUCACGACAUGAAGGACACCAGAGAACACUGGAAGUUCAACCCGGCACCCAUUGCAUUGCCCAUGAAACAGUCUGUACAACCUCAUGCUUCGCUCUUGGCAAUCUCUGUGAAUGACGAGAUGCCAAUCAUCAAUUCGGCAACGGAAUUUGAGAGCAUUCUCAAAAAGAAUAGCUUGAUAACCACGAGGGAGCCAAAAUUCAAGAUUGCCCAACUCAGUGAUUUGCAUAUUGGUCUGGACCAAGGUAGGUGUUUUGGCGAGGAAUGUAAGUUUGAUAGCGGAACAUUGGACUUCAUCAGCCUGGCGCUUGAAAGCGAAGGCGAUAUCAAGUUGGUGGUCAUUACUGGCGACUUGAUUGACAUUGAGCGCGUGAAGCAUAUUGAUUCUGCAGUGUUGAAGGCGUUGUCGCCAAUCUUGGCUCUCAAGAUCCCCUUUGUCUUCACAUUUGGUGACUCUGACUGGGAUUGGAACAACUAUCACACCAAAAUCAACAUCUUGAACUUUGUGUCCAGCUUGCCAAAUUGCUACAACAAGGAUGUCUCUCAGGCGGAUCACCGCAUGCACGGGUUGACCAACUACAACAUCAAGGUGUACCGUGAACCGCCAGCUUCAGAUGACAACAAGUAUGACUACAACAAACUCGAUCUCGGAAAUCCAGAUGCCAUCGUGACAGUGUUGGACUCUGAAUUCGCCGAGGUUGACGCUACUCAGAGCAACUUCAUGUACAGAGUUACACUGCACUUAUCACCUGACAUGAACCACAGGCUAUUGUUCUUUCACUACCCGCUCCCCAACUUCCGCCCAGACAAGCAGUUCAAGCUCAUCGGCUCAUACAACGAGAAACAUAAACUCGAGACUCCUACAGACAGGAAGUUCCUCAUAGAUGCUAUUGACUGUGGCUACAAGGCGAUUUCCGUCGGCCAUGAGCAUGAGAACGACGCAUGUAUAUGGAAGACGGAGCUGAACAAGGACGUGUUGCUCUGCUACAGUGGUAUUGCCGGCGAGUCCGGUAUCACGAAACUCGAAAAAGAUUUUUCUAGAAGAUUCAGAAUCUUCCAGAUCGACUUCGACAACAACAACAUCUUAAGUUGGAAGAGAACCGCAAAGGAACCCUUUGACCCACAAGCUAUCUGGCCCCUUGGGCAGUAA